UAUUAUUGUUUAUACUUAUGUUAUGAUAUUCUCUGAAAUUCCCAAAAUUGUAUCAUGGGAAUAGGCUAUAUAGAGUGAAAUUGUGUUUACCGGUAUGGAGAGAAGUCGAUGAUGAGUAGCGACGACCUUCAAUGGCCCGUCCAGCCCGGCCGGCGCGGCGGGGCGGGGAUUGCUAGAUCUAAAAAUGCCUUGGCUGAUAGUGAUACUACUAAUUUUGAUCAAGAUGGAUAUGAUGGGGAAGGCUAUGUUUUCUCACCAUGUUGGGAAACUAAAAGAAGACCUUGGUUUAAAAGAAGAUGAGGAGAAGACAAGUACUUAUGAUCCUCAGAAAGAAGCAGAAGAAGAAGAACAGUUAGCAGAGCAAAAACAACGUCGAAAGGAAGCACAAACCAAAAAGCAGGCAGAGAGGGCAGCAAACCGCAACAAAAUCAGAGAAAAAUAUGGACUUAAGCAGAACAAACAUGACCAGCAAUUAGUAACCCAACAUGGAAAACCCUCGGGAGACUCAGAAACAUCUAGGGACGAUUCUUCUUUGACAAGGAGGACAUCAUCACAGGAUAAGAAAGAUGACAAGUGUGCUAUCAUGUGAU
Molecule: messenger RNA, 590 nt
Organism: Lytechinus variegatus (green sea urchin)
Lineage: Eukaryota; Metazoa; Echinodermata; Echinoidea; Temnopleuroida; Toxopneustidae
Product: complexin-4-like
Exons: 3
Coding region: 185-589 (134 amino acids)
Biological process (GO): neurotransmitter transport; regulation of neurotransmitter secretion; synaptic vesicle exocytosis
Cellular component (GO): SNARE complex; terminal bouton
Molecular function (GO): syntaxin binding
Source: RefSeq, a predicted model, not a curated record